GGGAGUACAGAUGGAGGAGAGAAGAAACCAAGGAAAGGGUCCAGGGGUUUAGAGAAAGUGAAAGAGAAGUUGUCCCUUUCUCCUUCCCAAAGCGAGGGCAUACUGGGAGGAACUACGGGCAUCACUCUGUUUUAUCUGGAAGUACUUGCAGGACCACUUGCUGCAAUUGCUGGAUGAUAACAACCAAGCUUGUCGGAUCACAUGGGACAAGGGCAUGCUGGAGGGAGAGGUUUGGGUGAAGUUGGGAGGGGACAAAGGGGGUUCGUGUAUGAAGGUCCAGGCACAGUUAUGCAACGUGCCCACACCAAACUCACCAAAGAACACAUCAGUUUUCACGGCAUUUGAAGCACCUGACACCUUCACGAAUCUCCAUAUAGCCCUUGAGCGUUAUAAGGAGCAGGUGAUCCAGCUCCAAUCACUGACCUGGAGUGGGAAGAGAGUGAGAGUCUUCCUCAGUGGGGAUUAUGAAUUCCUUUGCCGGAUGUAUGGUCUCUCUGGGGCUUCAGGUCGUCACUGCUGUCUCUGGUGUGAAAUAUCCAGUGACCAGCUAAGGACACCACUCCACACACGUGGGUACUCCCAGCCACGGACCUUGGACACCUUGAAGAGGGAUCACCAGCAGUUCCUACUGAGUGGUGGGAACAUAAAACAUGCCAAGAAAUUCAACAAUGUCAUACAGCCACACAUGUGGGAUAUACAAAUAGACCAGAUAUGUUUACCUGCACUACACAUAAGCCUGGGAAUAUUCUAUCGCCUGUACACACUACUGGAACAGGCAGCUCACCAGUUAGAUUUGCAAUUUGCACAGGAGAGGAGCGGUGGAGAGCUGGGCGGUGAAACGUUUGGCGAGUAUAGGGAAAAAAUUGAGAAACUCCACCAACUCACCGAGGAGAGAGAUGCCCACGUGCAGGCCAUAGCAGCGCUAGAGGAGUUGGUACCAAGAAUGGCUUUAACAGCCACUUCCGAAGAUUCUGCGCGUGCACAGAUCAACUAUGUUGAACAGGGCAUUACUGAGUGCAGGAAGAAGGCACACGAACUGGACAGAGAGAUUGAUAAGGUCAAGAGUGACAUAGAGAAAGGCUUCAGGAUGGAGGAAGGUCCUUUCAUCAUAGGCCUCGACAGAGCUCUCAAAGGCUUCAAUGUCCAACGUGAAGCCUACUAUGGUGGGACAUUUGUAGGCAACCAUGUUCAUAGGUGUCUCAAGGCUGAAAACAUCAACACACUGUGUCAAUCUGUGGUGACAGUGGCA
Molecule: messenger RNA, 1249 nt
Organism: Geodia barretti
Lineage: Eukaryota; Metazoa; Porifera; Demospongiae; Tetractinellida; Geodiidae
Source: the annotation of a GenBank genome assembly